CUUCAGUCCCAUUGCAACAUUCACUUCGCUCAGUCAGUCGGUGUGUUUCUAGUUUUGCAGCUCGAUGUAGAAGCGAAUCGAGCGCUCAUAGUUUUCCCACCUAAAUAAAUUUGUUCUCGCACACUUUCCCUCUUGCCCGGUGUACCCUUUACAACGCUGUUGUUGUCUGUUUCUUCUGUACAUCGUCGCCGUGUCGUCGUUAAAUAUUCCGGUAUGUCACACACGUUGUCUGGUGAUCAUUAGAAGUUACUGUUACCGAGUCUAUCCGUCGUUCCAUACACAAUGCUCCUUCUGUGACGUGUCUCCGAAUGAUCUUUCGCAUUUGUAUGGGAAUUGGGAAUAAAAAUUCAUGAUAUCAGAAGAAAAAAUUGUGUGAAACCAUUGACGAAGCAAAGUCUGAGUUAGGGUCGGUCGACGACGUGUGCAACUGUGUUCGUGUAUAGCUAUUCGGAAACGAAAAAGUGUGAAGUUCAGUAUUUAAAACAAGCAAUCACGGGAAACACUAUGCCGCAGUUCUACAAAGUAGAAAUCAACAAAACGGAAUGGGAGGUACCGCAGAAGUACCAAAUGCUCACUCCAGUAGGGAGCGGGGCCUACGGACAAGUCUGCUCGGCGACGGAUACACAGCACAACGUUAAGGUGGCAAUCAAAAAACUGGCGCGCCCUUUCCAGUCGGCCGUCCACGCCAAACGGACCUAUCGUGAACUUCGCAUGUUGAAGCACAUGAACCACGAGAACAUAAUCGGCUUGCUGGAUGUUUUCCAUCCCGGAGGGAACACACUGGAUUCCUUCCAGCAGGUCUACCUGGUCACCCACCUAAUGGGGGCGGACCUGAACAAUAUUAUACGAACGCAACGUCUCUCGGACGACCAUGUACAGUUUCUAGUCUAUCAGAUAUUACGGGGCCUUAAAUACAUUCACAGUGCUGGUAUUAUACACAGGGAUUUGAAGCCGUCCAACAUCGCGGUGAACGAAGAUUGCGAGCUGAAAAUUCUAGACUUCGGUCUGGCCCGCCCCACAGAGAACGAAAUGACCGGCUACGUCGCGACUCGGUGGUACCGGGCGCCGGAAAUCAUGCUCAACUGGAUGCACUACAACCAGACGGUGGACAUUUGGUCCGUUGGGUGCAUCAUGGCCGAGCUGCUGACGGGACGAACGCUGUUCCCCGGGACAGACCACAUCCAUCAAUUAAACCUAAUAAUGGAAAUAUUGGGAACACCGAACGAAGAGUUCAUGGCGAAAAUAUCCUCGGAAAGUGCUAGACAUUACAUCCGAUCAUUGCCCAAAACGGAAAAGCGAAACUUCAGCGACGUGUUUCGUGGUGCCAAUCCUCUUGCGAUCGACCUGUUGGAAAAAAUGCUGGAACUAGAUGCCGAUAAGCGUGUGACCGCGGAACAAGCGCUGGCUCAUCCGUAUCUCGAGAAGUACGCUGACCCCACCGAUGAACCAACAUCCUCGCUUUACGAUCAAAGCUUCGAAGAUAUGGAUCUGCCCGUGGAGAAGUGGAAGGAACUGGUUUUCCAAGAAGUGCUCAAUUUCGUUCCCCAACAGCAUGCACACAUUGGCGGGGAUGGACAGUAAGAUAGCCACCUGUUCCGUACAAGGAAGCCAACCGGAAGGAGGAACCGUUGGACAACACAACUGUUAAAUAGCGUCUAGAUAUUACCUACUAUGUCUUAAAAAUCUACAAAACAAACCUGCAACGCUAAUCAAUCAUGCCUUGGAUAAUCCAACUGUUGAAUCCAUCUUCUAACAAUAAUUCAUCCAGCUGUACACGAUCGUACCCAUAACAACUUCUAGAAGCUACACAUAAAGACUCAAAUCUUAAGAAAGAAAGUGAUCAGUAAUGUGAAUAGUGUGAACAACAAGUAGUAUUGAAUGGCUUCAUUGGCAGGGAUUUAUUUCUAAAAAGAGGAGAACAUAUGUGGAAUGGAUUUUACAUUACGAAUAAUGUAUAAACCUUGAGAUGGUAUUUUCAAAUUGAUUUAUUGUUUAUAUUGCAUAAGUUUCAAUAAAUAAGAAAAACAAAGUAUGGGAAUAGCUACAAUCUGUUA
Messenger RNA from Aedes albopictus (Asian tiger mosquito), 2054 nucleotides. RefSeq names its product mitogen-activated protein kinase p38b. Bases 505 to 1581 code for a protein of 358 amino acids. Gene Ontology annotation, molecular function: ATP binding; MAP kinase activity. Gene Ontology annotation, biological process: protein phosphorylation; intracellular signal transduction. The transcript has 8 exons. Gene Ontology annotation, cellular component: nucleus; cytoplasm. Lineage: Eukaryota; Metazoa; Arthropoda; Insecta; Diptera; Culicidae. The record is from RefSeq and is a predicted model, not a curated record.